Daucus carota subsp. sativus is the source of this 2184-nucleotide messenger RNA. RefSeq names its product protein PLASTID MOVEMENT IMPAIRED 2. The transcript has 2 exons. Lineage: Eukaryota; Viridiplantae; Streptophyta; Magnoliopsida; Apiales; Apiaceae. Gene Ontology annotation, biological process: chloroplast accumulation movement; chloroplast avoidance movement. The record is from RefSeq and is a predicted model, not a curated record. Bases 301 to 1971 code for a protein of 556 amino acids. Gene Ontology annotation, cellular component: cytosol.
CACCAAAGCAUUAUCUGCUUACGGUAUAAUAUAUUUGAUGAUUUCUUAUCUUCUUGUUCAACCUCCCUGCCGGGAAAAUUCAUCUUUUGGUAUACUUGUGUUUCCUCAGGAACUUAAUUUGUGGCAGCUGGUGGUCAGCUUCUAAUGGACAACGGGAGAAUCUCACAGUAAAUAUAAUAUCGGAUCAAUAAAAAAAUGAGGGGAACACAAACACAAGGCCAUUCUUCGCCCGGUUUAUUGGAGAUUUGUUGUUAGGAUCCAUCUGCAACCAAAGGGGAGUUGCAUUUUGCAAGAAUAGAUAUGAAUCAACUGAAAGAGGGCAUACAAAUUGCAGAAUUAUCUAAAGCCGAUGCAGAAUUGGAGCUGUCAGAAGCAAGGAAGACAGUAAAAGAUCUAUGUUCAAGAAUCGAAGAAUCAAAUUCAAAGGUAACCAAAAUUGAGAGACUAGACAAGGAAAAAAGACUCAAAGAUGGCUUGGGAUCAUUUCACAAGAAAACAGGUGACGGUCAGUUUGCACAAGUGACUAGAGAAGUGGAAAACAUAAAACAGGAGUUAAGCAAUCUUAAACUUAAAAUGGACUAUGCCUCACAAGUGAAAAUGAAUGCGGAGAGUGAAAUAGAAGCAUCGAGCUCCAUGAUUCUGUCAUAUUCCAGCUUGGUAGAAGAAAUUAGGACGAAUAUUGAUGAACUCAACGAGGAGCAUGUAUUAGUUGCAGUAGCACGAGUUGAGGCUCUUAGAGAAUAUACAGCAAUUGAAGCAGAGAGAAAUGAGGAAGCUAAGAGGUACAUGAUUGUACUUGAAAAAAUAAGGAAGAAACUAAAUAACUUGAAUGAAGAGGCUGCUAGUGCGCAAGCAGUUGAAAAUGAACUGGCUGUCACCACUGCUGAUGUUAACAGAUUAAAGAGUGAACUAGCUCUUAUCAAGGAAAUGGAUAUACCGAAACCAGAGAAUGCAAAGCUUCAAGAAGUUUCUUUUAGGAAACAGGGGAAACAGGAUUCUAUUUUGUUCUUACACACAAUAUUAGAAGAAUCAGAAGCAGCAAACAAAGAAUUAGCUGCCAUCAAUGAAGGUGGUUUUCAGUUGAUGUCCUCUAUGGAUGUUAUUCGAGAAGAGCUCAAGCAGCUUGCAAAAGAAAAGGCUAGAUUGAGGGAAAUGGAGGACAAAACAGAAUUAACUAUUCAAAGUGUCAAUUCAAAGUUGCUCAGAGCAAAAUCAAAACUUGAAGCUUUAUCUGCUGCUGAAGAAAAAGCUAAUUCUAUGUCGUCAAGUCUUGCUGGCACUCUAAAACAUUUAAGGGAAGAGGCAGAGGCUUCAAAGAAAGAAAGGGCUCUUGACCUUGAAGAGAUUGCAACGGUUAAGUCUGAAGUAUUAAGAACAAAGUCUAUGAUUGAUUUGGAUGAGGCAAAGCUACAAGCUUCCAUUGAAGAGCUCAGGGCUGUUAAAUUAUCAGAAGCCAAAGCUCUUAAAACUCUCAAAGCUCUGGUUGGGAUAUCAGUGAAAGCUAGAGCUACAUCUCAACAUAACUCCAAUAUUACCAUCUCAACAUUUGAGUAUGUGUACUUAAAAGGCCAUGCCGUUGAGGCCAAGAAAGUUGCAGAUAAAAAGGUAGAAGCAGCUCAGGCUUGGACAGAAGCUCUGAGGACCAGUGAGAAGGAAAUAUUAAUGGAGACCAUAGCGACUCAACAAAAAAUUAGAGUAAUCGGAAUGCUAGAGGAAGAGGCAAUCAAUUUUGGCAGGAAACAUGACCAGAGUAUAGACGCGGAACAGGCGCCAUCUGAGGUUGCAUCUUCUAGUAAAAGUGGAAACAGAUAUAUUAUUUCGACACCCGGCAGACGACUAAGGCACAGAAGGUCUGGCUCAGCAGCAGGUUUUUAUAUGUCAAGAUCCAGCAUCACAAUUGAUAGGAGGAGAAAGGGAAUGCAAAAUAUAUCCAAAUUCUUUAGCAGCAAGGACGACAAAAGGGAUGAAUAGUUUAUAAAGCAUAAAUGAAGUCAUUUAACAUACGAGCUCUGCUGCGCAAACAUGUGUAUGAUUCUAGCUAGUUAGUUGUAUACAGGUUCUUUUGUGAUCCCCAUUCAACUGUACAAUUUUGUGAAUGUCCACAUGAAAUGUACUGUGCGAGGAUUGUUGGUGUAAAGAGCACAAGUAUGCCAGAGAGAAAACAAACUGUUUUUAAUUUCUUCA